Oncorhynchus kisutch (coho salmon) is the source of this 2738-nucleotide messenger RNA. RefSeq names its product 5'-nucleotidase domain-containing protein 3-like. Lineage: Eukaryota; Metazoa; Chordata; Actinopteri; Salmoniformes; Salmonidae. The transcript is spliced from 13 exons. The coding region runs from base 90 to 1865 and encodes 591 amino acids. The record is from RefSeq and is a predicted model, not a curated record. Gene Ontology annotation, molecular function: 5'-nucleotidase activity.
AUAUACAUAACAGCGCUGUAGCCGCAUGCAUUUACCCAAAUCCCACGACGUAGACAGAAGCUACCGACAACCCGAAGGGAACGAUAUCCAUGACCAUGACGCCCUUGUCACUGUCAUUUUCGAGUCUGUUAAAGAAUAAGGAUUCUCUGCAGAAGUUUUUCAAUUGCUACAAUGCCUUCCACGCGCAGCAUGACAUACCACGGUACUUCGGAAACCGAACGCCGUGGAAGAAGGCUCGGUUAUGGGAGCGGAAUUUCAGUGCGGUGUCCCGCAGUAGGUUCAUCGGCCAAGUGUUGGCGGAACAACCCUGUGCCAAAAACUAUGCGAAGGAAGCUACUAUGUGUACCACUUCUGCAAGUGGCCAAGACAUGACCAACUGGUUGUGGUCUAUUUACAACGAAACCAAAAAACAGACCGAAGCCCUGAUCCCUGUGAUAUCUAAGAACAGUGUGAACCCAGACACCAUCUUUGCCAACAACGAGAUGAGUCUGGGUGACAUCGAGAUCUAUGGGUUUGACUAUGACUACACUCUGGCCUUCUACUCCAGACACCUCCACACCCUUAUCUUUAACAUCGCCAGGGAUAUCCUCAUCCAGGAGCACAGGUACCCUGAGGGCUUGCGAGAGUACGAGUACAUCCCUAACUUUGUUGUCAGAGGACUGCACUAUGAUGUCCAAAGGGCUUUGCUGAUGAAGAUAGAUGCAUUUCACUACAUACAGCUGGGAACCGUAUACAGGGGUCUUCACCCGGUACCAGACAAGGAGGUGAUUGCCAUGUACGAUGGCUGCCAUGUCCCUCUGGAGAAUAUGAGUGACUUCUAUGGCAAGAGUUCCCAUGGCCACACAAUGAAACAGUAUAUGGACAUCUUUUCCCUCCCAGAGAUGAACCUUCUGUGUUCCGUUAACGACUACUUCAUGAAGCACAAUAUCGACUACGAGCCCGUCCACCUCUACAAAGACGUCAAGGAAGCGAUAGGAGAUGUCCAUGUGAAGGGUAUUAUGUAUCGGGCUGUGGAGGCAGAUAUCGAGAACUAUAUUUCCUAUGGAGAACAGACUCAUGCUGUGCUGAAGAAGCUUUAUGAGGAUGGAAAGAAGAUGUUCCUCAUCACUAACAGCCCCUUUGACUUUGUGGAUCGGGGAAUGAACUACAUCGUUGGGAAAGACUGGAGAGAUCUGUUUGACAUUGUCAUCGUACAGGCCGACAAACCUGGUUUCUUCAACGACAGGAGAAAGCCCUUCAGGCGAGUGACAGAUAAAGGAGUGCUGCAUUGGGACAGGAUUCACAAGCUGGAGAAGGGGAAGAUCUACAAACAGGGAAACCUCUAUGAGUUCCUGAGACUGACUGGCUGGAGGGGGUCCAAGGUGUUGUACUUUGGAGAUCACAUCUACAGUGACCUGGCAGACCUGACCCUGAAGCACGGCUGGAGGACUGGCGCCAUCAUCCCUGAGCUGAGGAAAGAGAUCAAGAUCAUGAACACUGAGGAAUGUGUUCACCUGAUGACCUGGUUACAGGGUCUGACUGGGCUGAUAGAACACAUGCAGGUCCACAGAGAUCCAGCUUCUCAAGCUGUCGUCCAGGAGUGGAUCAAAGAGAGAGAAGCCAUGAGAUCGCAGACAAAGGACAUCUUCAAUGGCCAGUUUGGGAGUCUCUUCCGGACCUACCACAACCCCACCUACUUCUCCCGCCGCCUGUCUCGUUUCGCUGACAUCUACAUGGCGUCCCUCAGCUGUCUGCUCAACUAUGACUUCCAUCACACCUUCUUCCCCCGUCGUACGCCCCUGCAACACGAGUCACCCUUCUGGCCCGAGCAGACCAGCGCCGGGGCCCUGAAGAUGCCCUUCAUACCCCCACAGAACCACAACUGAAGAGUAGAACAGGGAAUGGGGGGGGGGUUCAGUGUGACACCCCGUCCGGGCUUGACUCAGACUAGAGAGGCUAGGGUGACAGGUUUCACUGCGACACUCCGUCCAAGACCUGAUCUAAGUAGAGAGGGGAGGGGGAAGGGGUUCAUUGUGACACUCUGUCUUGACCUAAUCUGAAUAGAGAGGGGAAGGUUUUCACUGCGAAACUUCGUCCAAGACCUAAUCUGAAUAGAAAGGGGAAGGGUUUCACUGUGACACUCCGUCCAAGACCUGAUCUAAGUAGAGAGGGGAGGGGGAAGGGGUUCAUUGUGACACUCUGUCUUGACCUAAUCUGAAUAGAGAGGGGAAGGGUUUCACUGCGACACUCCGUCCAAGACCUGAUCUGAGUAGAGAGGGGAGGGGGUUCAUUGUGACACUCUGUCUUGACCUGCUCUGGACACAGAGCUCUCAAAUACCUGUUUCACUCUAUCAUGCUGACCUGAAACAUACUGAAACAUAUGUAGACAUGCCAGCUGAGUAGGGUGAAAAGGGUAGAAGAUGGCGUACGGGACCCUGCUGACUCGGACUUACUGUCUCUAUUUUCUACUGAUGUCAUCUCAUGUUGACCUUACUCUAUUUUCUACUGAUGUCAUCUCCUGUUGACCUACGGUUAGCUUAGGUUAGCUUAGUACGCUAUACCAAAACACGACACAAUACGUUUGCUUGAAUGUUCUUGACACACAUACAGAAUGGAAACAAAUAACAAUUUACUCAGAUCUGCAAACUUGCAUCCAAACAAUAUACAGUUGAAGUCGGAAGUUUACAUACACCUUAGCCAAAUACAUUUAAACUCAACAUUUAAUCCUAGUAACAAUGCCCUGUCUUAGGUCAGUUAGG